Molecule: messenger RNA, 1116 nt
Organism: Adineta steineri
Lineage: Eukaryota; Metazoa; Rotifera; Eurotatoria; Adinetida; Adinetidae
Source: the annotation of a GenBank genome assembly
AUGUCAUCAACUGAUUUUCCUCCAUUGAAAAAUGAUCUCAUUCUUCGUGCAUGUCGUGGUGAAUCAAUUGAACGUGUACCCAUUUGGAUAAUGCGUCAAGCUGGUCGUUAUUUACCUGAAUAUAAAACGAUUAGUUCUCAACAUUCAUUUUUCGAAGUAUGUCGUACACCAUCACUUGCUUGUGAAGUUACAUUACAACCAGUACGUCGAUUUGAUCUUGAUGCUGCAAUUAUUUUUAGUGAUAUUCUUGUUAUACCACAAGCACUUGGUAUGCAAGUAGAUAUGGUAGCCAAUGAAGGACCUUGUUUUCCUCAACCACUUAAAGUACCUGAUGAUAUUACUAAACAAAUUGAUCGAACACGAAAAGCGAGCGUAGAAUUAAAAUAUGUAUAUGAAGCUAUUACUUUAACAAGACGUACACUUGAUGGACAAUGCCCAUUAAUUGGAUUUAGUGGUGCUCCAUGGACACUUAUGUCCUACAUGAUCGAAGGUAAAGCAAGUGCAACAAUGUCAAAAGCAAAACGUUGGUUAUAUAGUUAUGAAAAAGAAUCACAUGAUCUUCUUAAUUUACUUGCUAAUUUUGUUAUUGAUCAUCUUGUUGAACAGAUUGCAGCUGGUGCACAACUUGUUCAAUUAUUUGAAUCACAUUGUUCUUGUUUAACACCUGAUUUAUUUAAUCGUUUUUCAUUUACAUAUCUUUGUCAAAUUGCUAAAGGUGUUCGUGAAGAACUUUCAAAACGACAACUUCCAUCUGUACCAUUUAUUGUUUUUGCUAAAGAUGCUCAUUAUGGUCUUCAAGAUUUAGCAGCAACUGGUUUAUUUGAUGUUAUUAGUCUUGAUUGGACAAUUACAUCUACAUGUAUACAAUCAUUACGAAAUGAAAAUUCAAAAAUAGUACUUCAAGGAAAUCUUGAUCCAUGUGCAUUGUAUUCAUCAAAAGAAAAUUUAGAAAAAUUUGUUCGAGAAAUGCUUCAAGUAUUUGGUACAAAAAAAUAUAUAGCUAACUUAGGUCAUGGAAUUUAUCCAGAUAUGUCAACUGACAAUGUUAAAUGGUUUAUUGAUGCUGUUCAUGAGAUUUCAAAAGAAAUGAAUGAUAGUAAUGAAGAAAAAGCGUGA